AUGACGCCAGGGAUACGCGACAGUUGGAUCACUGCACUUCAACAAAAUAGGCAUAAUCCUUCACCGACGUACACCGAGACUUGCGCCUCGAAUGACACGAUGAGUAUGGCAGACAGCUCAGAUAUUCUUGGCAUGCCAAUGCGUAAAAAACACAUCGCCUAUGUGGCACCAGACUUCUCGAUCAUCCACCUCGUUAAUGGACGGCGACUCGUCCACGGAGGACGAGUUGAGCGCGAUGCAACGCGGUCGCCAUCGCCGAAGUCGCUCGAGUCGUGG
Ostertagia ostertagi is the source of this 276-nucleotide messenger RNA. The record is from the annotation of a GenBank genome assembly. Lineage: Eukaryota; Metazoa; Nematoda; Chromadorea; Rhabditida; Trichostrongylidae.